Paramuricea clavata is the source of this 1988-nucleotide messenger RNA. The record is from the annotation of a GenBank genome assembly. NCBI's taxonomy places the organism in Eukaryota, Metazoa, Cnidaria, Anthozoa, Malacalcyonacea, Plexauridae.
CUGCUGCUGUUGUCUGUGUGAGGAGCUGCUGUUCAACUCGAAGAACGUUUUAAAAUUUUACAACAACUUAUAAAAUGGACGACGACGUUGCUGCUUUAGUUGUUGAUAAUGGAUCAGGUAUGUGCAAAGCUGGUUUCGCCGGCGACGAUGCACCAAGAGCUGUUUUCCCCUCCAUCGUCGGUCGUCCUCGCCAUCAAGGUGUGAUGGUUGGUAUGGGCCAGAAGGAUUCGUAUGUUGGCGACGAGGCCCAAAGCAAAAGAGGUAUCCUUACCUUGAAAUACCCCAUCGAACACGGCAUCGUCACAAACUGGGACGAUAUGGAAAAGGUAGGUUGUAAUCGAGUUUUGAUCGUUUCUGCUGUAUAGUACUGUGUGCUUCCUUGAGAUUUGAAUGUGAACGCCCUGUUAAAUCGUGCUUUGUUCUCGCCUAGAUCUGGCAUCAUACCUUCUACAACGAACUUCGAGUUGCUCCCGAAGAACACCCCGUUUUAUUGACAGAAGCCCCACUUAACCCCAAGGCCAACAGAGAGAAGAUGACACAGGUACGUUUCUGUUUUAUUAUUUACAUAAAUAUAGCGGCAUAUAACGUUGUCUAAAAUGUGUAACUUGAAUUAUACUGUGGGACGCCCACAUUUCUAGUAUAUUCUGUCCAAACUCGUGCUUAAAACUUCGAUUCCCGAAAAUAUAUCGUAAAAUUUGAGAAUCUUUGUUUACCAUUUAGAAUUGGUUAGAAAGUCGCAAUUCAAGCAUUAGAAUCGAUCGGAAAGUCGCAAUUAUCGAUGCGAAAGUCGCAAUUUAGCAUGAACGUGCAUUCUAAUUAAAUACCUGAGACGGAUUAUUGCGAAAUUGUGCCAAAGACGAGUAGGCGUGUUCAUUUGAGAGUCUGUUUGUUCCUGCUUUGUGCGCGGUUUUAAAAAGGCUUUUAGUGCAAAAAUUGUGCAGCAAAUGAGUAAAGAUUUUAAUCAGUGGGUUAAAGUUGUAAUCUUUGAUAUAAAAUAUUAAUUCUGUUUAUCUUUAUAGAUCAUGUUUGAAACCUUCAACACCCCAGCUAUGUAUGUAGCCAUUCAGGCUGUGUUGUCCCUGUAUGCUUCUGGUCGUACCACAGGAAUCGUGUUCGACAGUGGUGAUGGUGUCUCCCACACUGUACCAAUUUAUGAAGGUUAUGCCUUGCCUCACGCCAUCCUUCGUCUUGAUUUGGCCGGCCGUGAUCUUACUGAUUACCUGAUGAAAAUCUUGACGGAGAGAGGUUACUCAUUCACCACAACCGCUGAACGAGAAAUCGUCCGUGAUAUCAAAGAGAAAUUGGCCUAUGUAGCAUUGGACUUUGAACAAGAAAUGGACACUGCUGCAAGCAGUUCUAGCUUGGAGAAGGCCUAUGAGCUUCCUGACGGUCAAGUUAUCACUGUUGGUAAUGAGCGAUUCCGAUGCCCAGAAGCACUCUUCCAACCAUCAUUCCUCGGAAUGGAAUCUGCUGGUAUCCAUGAAACCUGCUACAACUCCAUCAUGAAAUGCGACGUUGAUAUCAGGAAAGAUCUGUAUGCUAACACCGUGUUGUCUGGUGGUUCUACUAUGUUCCCUGGUAUUGCCGACAGAAUGCAGAAAGAAAUCACUGCUCUCGCUCCACCUACAAUGAAAAUCAAGGUGAUUGCUCCGCCAGAAAGGAAAUACUCUGUCUGGAUCGGUGGCUCCAUCCUGGCUUCCCUCUCGACCUUCCAACAAAUGUGGAUCUCGAAACAGGAAUACGACGAAUCUGGCCCAUCAAUUGUCCACAGGAAAUGCUUCUAAAAUAUCGGACUAUCUGCAGCAAAAACACUGACUGUCGUUCAAAUUUUUGCCACUUUAUCGGUGUGUAUGUGUGCACUACAAGUAGCAUUAAAUUGAACUUUAAAAUAGGAAGAAAAAGCUUUUGUAGAGUGAAACGUGUGACUUGUAUUCAUUUUGUAAUUAAAUUCUUGUAGGAACAAAUUAAAAAAAUUCUAUUUAUCAAAA